This is a messenger RNA of Arthroderma uncinatum, 1707 nucleotides long. Its product is annotated as acyl-activating enzyme 13. The record is from RefSeq and is a predicted model, not a curated record. Gene Ontology annotation, molecular function: medium-chain fatty acid-CoA ligase activity. The transcript has 5 exons. Gene Ontology annotation, biological process: fatty acid metabolic process. Lineage: Eukaryota; Fungi; Ascomycota; Eurotiomycetes; Onygenales; Arthrodermataceae. Bases 1 to 1707 code for a protein of 568 amino acids.
AUGACGGUUGCAGUAGAGAGCCAACCGCGCGGAGACAGGGUCUUGCCCAACGAGCCCUUUUUCAAAAGGCUGCUUACCCUAGCACAGCUGGGAGACGAUCAUAUCGCUAUCCACGACCCUUAUCGCGGCGUCAAGGCGAGCUUCCCUCGCUUCCUGAACGAUGUUUUGGCCACUCGGGAUGCCAUCAGGCAUGGAACAUCGCCUGGGCUGUUUGACCAGCGUGGGAUGGUGUAUGAGGAGAGACCGUAUAUUCUCCUCCUGGCGCCGUUCAGCUAUCGCUAUUUCGUCGGAUUUUUUGCCAUCCUUGCGCUUGGAGGGGCUGCAAUACCGCUGUCCCCAAGCGUGUCUGUCAACGAGGCCGAACGUUUUAUGGACAAGUCAAGGGCCUCCUGUCUUGUCUUUGUCCCAGACACAGAGCGCACAGCACUGGAGAUCCAACGUCAGCUUGCGGACCUACGGCCAGCAACUCUAGAUCUAGUUCCCAUACCAGUUGCUGAUGGUGAAACAGCCCGUCCUGCCAGGUUAUGUGACCUUGAUAUCACGAUUGACAAAGACCUCGUUAUCACUCCUAGCCGCCCAGGCUUAGUCCUGGGAACCUCCGGCACUACCGGCCCGCCAAAGGGGGUUGUUCUUACACGGAACUUUCUCAACGUCCCUAUGCCUGAGGGAGGGCCCGAUGAUACCUUCAUCACUUUGAUCACGGCCGCGAAUUGGAUCGGUGGUAUCUGGCCACCAACCCGACUACUGCUGAAGGGCACCAGGGUCGAAAUAUUCGACUCCCAGCCAAAUACUCCUGAGCCGACGUGGGAGCGCAUCCGGCAGGGAGGCGUUACCAUGCUUAUGGCCCAUGCCACCAUGUGGACAGAUAUGAUGAAGUAUUAUAUAGAGAAGUUGAGCCAUUUGCCUGCUGACGAGCGUGAAGAGUAUGUUCGUGGUGCUAGACAGGUUUGGUCUGCCAUGUCUGGUGCCGUGCCCAUCUUUCCCUCUGUCCUCCUGUUCUGGAGAGAGAUACUUGGUCGACCGCUGAUGAACCUUUACUCUGCCGCUGAGAUGGGAGGCGGUGGCCUGCGCACUUCCGCGGAUGCUGAGACGGAUAUCGAGCGGUCCGUCGGGGGUCCUUAUGCUCAGUUAGAGGUAAAGCUUUCAGAAGGUGACCAUGGAGAGAUUCUCGUUAGGGGGCCAUCGGUGUUUUCCCACUAUUUGGACGAUCCCAAAGCAACGGCUGCCGUGUUUGAUGAAGACGGUUUCUACAAGACUGGUGACAGUGACAUCAAGCAUCAUUCGUACAAAGUACCAAUUCCCGAGCUGGAAAUGCAGCUCCAUAAGUUACCCUACGCGGAUGAGGUAUACGCUGUGCCUGUUCCCGCGCCAACAGUAGGUGAACAUAUCGCAGUCCUGAUUCGUCUGGCACCGACGGCACAAGGUACCUCUCUGGCACUUCAGAAAUUGCGUGAUGAUUUGUUGUCCGUCUCUGCUCUGCCUGUGGGUUACCGACCGACUAUGCUGCGUAUCUUAGCCGAGGGCGAAGAUAUCCCUCGAUCCUACACUGGCAAACCACUUCGCAAGCAGAUUGCGAAGGAGUUCUUCCCAGGACCCGACGGAAGCAUGCCCGGGGAAGGUGAUUAUACGAUAGAGGUGUGGAAAUUCGAAGGUGUGCCCUUGGCUCAGGAUUUUGACCAGGGAAGUGAAAGGAGGAUUAUGGUAUGA